UGAACACAAAUCUUGAUGAAAUCAGAGGAAGAAUUAUGGGAGUAAAACCGCUACCUAGCCUUAGAGAGGCAUUCUCUGAAGUCCGUCGCGAAGAAAGUCGGAAAAAACUCAUGAUGGGAUCCCAUCAACAACUGAAUAUGGUAGAAAGCUCGGCUCUUAAGACUCAAUUGGCUCCUAUUGACAACCGUCAGAAAAAUAAAGGAGGUAGGCCUUGGUGUGAUCAUUGCAGAAAGCCGGGUCACUCGAGAGAAACUUGCUGGAAGAUUCAUGGAAAGCCAGCAGAUUGGAAGCCACGUCAGCCUCUUGAGAAAGAAGGACGAGGUAAUCAUGUAGGUACAAAUGAACUAUCACCACAACCUGAAGCAAGCCCUUUCACCAAGGAGCAAAUGGAGAUGCUCCAGAAACUACUACAGUCACAAUCUGGUUCGUCUUCCAACCACAUCAUUGGAUCCGGAACCUUGGCUCACAAAGGAUUUGGAUUUGGGGAAGACGAUUGGCAAUGCUGAGGAAUGCUCUGGACUCUACAUCCUUAAGGAACGCCACUAUCCACAGGAACAACCUCAAACGGCAAUUCGUGGUAGUUCUUUUUUGGUUUCGUGU
This is a messenger RNA of Camellia sinensis, 600 nucleotides long. The record is from RefSeq and is a predicted model, not a curated record. NCBI's taxonomy places the organism in Eukaryota, Viridiplantae, Streptophyta, Magnoliopsida, Ericales, Theaceae.